UCUUCACUAACCAGGGAAGAACUAAGAUCUUGCAUUGUUUCUCUCUCAGGUUUCAUUAGCUUAGAUUGUGGGCUACCAGCAGAUUCGAGCUAUACUGAAGCCACAACAGGCAUUGAUUAUAUUUCAGAUGCAGCUUAUAUCGAAACUGGCAUUGGUAAGAGUGUCUUACCUAAAUUCCAAACAGGAAAGCAGCAGCAGACAUGGCACGUUAGAAGCUUUCCUGAAGGGGACCGAAAUUGCUACAACCUUAACCUCACAAAGGGCGACCAGUAUUUAAUCAGAGCUAGUUUCAUGUAUGGAAAUUAUGAUGAAUUAAAUAAAGUGCCACAAUUUGAUCUGCAUUUAGGUCCCAAUUUGUGGGGUACUGUAUCAUUGCAAAAUAAUGCUUCCACUGCUAUAACUAUGGACAUAGUUUAUGUCCUACAAGAAAAUCAUUUGCAUGUUUGUCUGGUGAAUACCGGUAAUGGGAUACCAUUCAUAUCGGCAUUAGAGUUGAGGCUUUUGAACAAUACUACCUACAGAACUGAAACUGGAUCCCUACAGCUCCUCACAAGGUAUGAUGUUGGUUCAGCAACGGGAACACUCAGAUAAUAAUGCAACAGGUUUAAAGAAGAUGCUUAUGAUCGUAUCUGGAGGCCUUAUAAAAGAAACGAUUGGACACAAAUAAGUACAUCUUCUACAGUCGGUUCUGCAGACGACAACUACCAACCACCAUCACUUGCUAUGAGGACUGCAGGCACACCAAUAAAUGCUAGCCACUCCUUGGAUUUCUUCAUUGACUCCAGCUCUCUUCCAGGUUUUUACUUGUACAUGCACUUUGCUGAAGUUGAAAGGCUCCUGGCUAAUGAGUCCAGAUCCUUUAACAUCUCUUAUAAUGGCAAGUACUGGUAUGGACCUUUUAGUCCUACUUACUUGUCCUCAACGACUCUGUAUACUCAAUCAGCUUUGAUUGGUGGACGGUACCAAUUCUCAAUCUACAAAACUGCUGAUUCAACCCAACCACCUAUCCUUAACGCAAUUGAGGUUUAUAUGGUAAAAGAAUUCUUACAAUCUGAGACAAUCCAAAAAGAAGUUGAUGCAAUCUCAAAUAUAAAAUCAAUUUGUGGAUUGAAAAGAAACUGGCAAGGAGAUCCAUGUGCUCCUCAACCAUACUCCUGGGAAGGGCUUAAUUGCAGCUAUGAUGGUUACAAUCCACCUAAAAUCAUAUCUUUAAACUUAUCCUCAAGCGGAUUGACUGGCAAGAUACCUCCUUACUUGGCCAAUCUCACUCAGUUACAAUAUUUGGACUUAUCCAAUAAUAGUUUGAAUGGAGCAGUGCCUGAGUUUCUAUCUCGAUUGCAAUCCUUGACAGUGCUAAACUUGCAAGGAAACAAGCUGAAUGGUACAGUUCCAGCUGAACUUGUUGAAAGGUCAAAGAAUGGAUUGCUAUUGAGCGUUGAAGGAAAUCCAAACCUUUGCGCAUCACUUUCAUGUAACAAGAAGAAGAAGAAAACUGUUAUUCCAAUUGCAGUAUCAGUUGCUUCAUUUGCUGUUCUCAUAAUUGCGUUGGCUAUCUUAUGGAGGCUUAAAAGGAGAAAAUCUCAAAAUGUUUAUGCUCAUAGACCUAUGCUGAUUUUAUCAGGUCCAAAUAUGGAUGAUGAAUACCAAAACUCAGCCCCAUCACUGGAGUCAAAGAACAGGCAGUUCACGUUUUCUGAGGUGCAGAGAAUGACAAACAACUUCGAGAAAGUUCUCGGGAGAGGAGGAUUCGGAACAGUUUUCCAUGGCUACUUGGAUGACUCUCAAGUAGCAGUAAAGAUGCUAUCUCAUUCAUCUGUUCAAGGCUAUAAGCAGUUUCAAGCAGAGGUCAAACUUCUUCUUAGAGUUCAUCAUAGAAACUUGACAAGCCUUAUUGGGUAUUGCAAUGAAGGCACCAAUCUGGGGCUAAUAUACGAGUAUAUGGCUAAAGGAAACUUACCAGAACGUUUGUCAGAUAGAUGUCACAGUGUCCUGAUUUGGGAAGGAAGACUUCGAACGGCACUGGAAGCAGCACAAGGUUAACAUUAUUUACAUAAUGGUUGCAAACCACCAAUAAUUCACAGAGAUGUGAAAUGCACAAACAUCUUGUUAAAUGAAAACUUACAAGCCAAGUUAGCUGAUUUCGGUCUGUCCAAGACUUUUCCUGUUGAAGGUGCCACUCAUGUAUCGACAUCCAUUGCUGGUACUCCUGGCUACCUAGACCCUGAGUAUUACAUAUCAAACAGAUUAACAGAGAAAAGUGACGUUUAUAGUUUUGGGAUUGUUCUUCUUGAGAUAGUAAUAAGUCGACCAGUGAUUUCAGAAACCAAUAAUAAGAGAACUCACAUAAGUCAAUGGGUUAGUUCCAUGCUGUCCAGAGGGGAUAUAAGAAAUAUUGUUGAUCCAAGAUUAAGAGGAGAUUUUGAUGUUAAUUCUGUGUGGAAAGCUGUAGAAGUAGCGAUGACUUGUCUGUCUCCAACUUCCACAAGAAGGCCAACCAUGAAUCAGGUAGUGGUGGAAUUAACCCAAUGUUUGUCAGCGGAGAGAGCUAGGACGGUGAGGGGACAUGAAAAUGAAUCACAAGACUCGAUUGCAAUGAUUACCAGGAAUUUUGAAACUGAACUUUCCCUACCAAGGUGAUCGUGAAUCUGAGAAAAAGAUUAAUCCCUGGCAGGAUAAACCCAAAAAUAUUAUCGUCAUUUUGAUGCUUUCUAGCUAUGGUUGAUGUGAGUACAGUGGCAUGCAACAGGGUGUAGUUUGUGUAAAGAAAGUCUGUUCUAGUGGACUAUAUGUAGAUAAUUUCAUACAUAUACUUUUGUGCAUGAUUUCAAAGAACAAUGUCAUGUCCAAUUUGAGUAAACCAGAAAUUCCAGCCAUUCUAUUCCGUAAUUCUGUUUUUCAUCAGAGUUCAAACAUUUUAACUGGCAUUUGAAUGAUGCAGAUCAAGUAAGUUUCUGUCAUUUUUUCCCCAAAUAUUACCUGCAUCUUGGUAAGAAAAUAAAAAUUCCUCAAGGAUUCUGAACAAGUUACAUGAUCAGGAAAAACCAAAAAAAAUGACAGUUGAAACCUGAUCUGUGAUCACUGAUUCAACAGCAUCCUCUACCACUUACUGACUAGUUUCGGUUCUCCAAAUAUUAUGGUGAAGAGAAUAUGGUCCAACAUCUUGUCACAAUGACUUCUUCCCCUUCAAAAAAAAAAGACGAAAACUAACUAGGCCUUGAAUUUUACGAU
Durio zibethinus is the source of this 3228-nucleotide messenger RNA. The record is from RefSeq and is a predicted model, not a curated record. NCBI's taxonomy places the organism in Eukaryota, Viridiplantae, Streptophyta, Magnoliopsida, Malvales, Malvaceae.